Molecule: messenger RNA, 324 nt
Organism: Schistosoma bovis
Lineage: Eukaryota; Metazoa; Platyhelminthes; Trematoda; Strigeidida; Schistosomatidae
Source: the annotation of a GenBank genome assembly
AUGUACAAAGAAUCUACACCGGUAAUAGAUCUCGUUUUCAAACCAGCUGAAAAUAAAUUUGCAGCUCUUGCAGGCCAUGAUGCCUUAUUACAGUUAAGUGGUUGUUUUAAUACCACCGCUACAGCUUUAAUGCGAUUGUCUAAUGAUUUUUGUCUGCUCAGCUCGGGACCAAACUGUGGCCUCAGUGAAUUUGUUUUACCGGCAAACGAACCUGGAUCAAGCAUUAUGCCAAGCAAGUUAAAUACUUUUCAAUUGUACACAACUUUCUUUGUGAUGUCUCUUUUGGCUGAUCGUUCAAUCACUACUCGAUUUCAUAUGAAUUGA